GGCCAUCGUCAGAUUCUAUGGGCUUUUACUUUCGUUUCCUGUCCUCCUCACACAGCUGAUCACAACACAAUUAUAAAAGCCCCACCACCUACAGUGGGUGGUGAUAGUGGACCAGGAGAAGCUGGGAACACCACACACCUCUCCACAGUUGACUGGAGUAAAGUUGAGGAUGGCAGACUUCGGACUGUAUUCAUACCAGCAGGAAGUGGUGGAAGGGGCUCUUCAGGGAGAGAACGUGAUCAUCUGGCUGCCGACCGGAGGCGGAAAGACGCGAGCUGCUGUGUACGUGGCCAAGAGACACCUGGAAACCACACAGCACGCCAAGGUGGUGGUCCUGGUCAACAAGGUUCACCUUGUAGACCAACAUUACACCAAAGAGUUCAAGCCUCAUCUGGGCUGCGACUACACCCUGGUGCCAGUGAGUGGAGAGAGCGACUUGAAGGACCUCUUCGGAAAAGUGGUGCAGGACUCGGACGUGGUCAUCUGCACAGCACAGAUCUUGUACAACGCUCUGACCAACAGCGAGGAAACCAAACAUGUUGAGCUCUCGGAUAUCACUCUACUGAUAGUUGAUGAGUGUCAUCACACCCAGAAGGAGUCGGUCUACAACAAGAUCAUGAGUUGCUACAUGGAGAAAAAGUUGAAGGGAGAGCGUCCGUUGCCGCAGAUCCUGGGUCUCACUGCAUCGCCAGGGACGGGGGGCGCUAGGAUGCUGGAGAAGGCCGUGGAGCACGUCCUACAGAUUUGUGCCAACCUGGACUCAUCCAUAGUUUCAACCAAGAACUAUGCCCCUGAGUUGAAGAAGAAGGUGCCGAGACCCAUCAAGACAUUUGACAUCGUCGAGAACAGGCCUGAGGAUCCGUUUGGGGAUGAUCUGAAGCGGAUGAUGCAGAGGAUCCAAGAGCACAUGAACUUACCUGCAGACUUCAGACUGAGAGAGUGUGGCACGCAGGAGUACGAGGCAGAUGUGGUGAUUUUAGAGCAGCGAGGGGUAAGACAGGACAACAGAAAGCUCGCACAAUGUGCUCUCCACCUCAGACAGUACAACGAUGCCCUGCACAUCAACGAUACCCUGCGUAUGAUGGAUGCUUACAGCAGCCUGGAGGAGUUCUACAUCUCUAAGUCCAACACAGCAAUCGACGAAACAGACCUCUUCCUGGUGGGAAUUUUCCAAGAGAAUCAGGCGGAUUUGAGGAAACUUGCAGGAGAUUCUCACUACGAGAACCAAAGAUGGCCAAACUAGAGAGCGUUCUGUCAUUAGUCCGGGUUCGGUGUGCAGUCAAAGGGGAUCCUCUUCAGCAAAACACGUAAAAGCAUCCACUGCCUGAAAGAUUGGGUCCUCAACAACAGAGCCUUACAGGAAGCUGGCGUCAAGGCAGACGUCCUGACCGGGGCUGGCAACGGCAUCACUUACAUGACACAGAGCGAGCAGGCCGACACGAUCUGCCAUUUCCGACAGGGCAGUCUCAACCUGCUCAUCUCCACCAGCGUGGCUGAGGAGGGCCUCGACAUUCCUGAAUGCAACCUGGUGGUGCGCUACGGCCUGCUUACAAAUGAGAUCGCCCAGCAGCAGGCCAGCGGACGUGCCAGAGCGCAAGACAGCAAGUAUUCAGUGGUCGCCUUGAAAGGGGGGCGGGAGGAGCGCAGAGAGCUCACCAACGAAUAUCUGGAGGAGCUGACUGCAAAAGCCAUCGCUCGGGUCCAAGAUAUGAGCCCUGAAGAGUUUCGUAGGAAGAUAACUGAGAUACAGACAGAAACUGUCAAUAAAAGUAGAAUUAAAGAGAGCUGUGAAAUGCAGAAGAGGAGUCUCUACACCGCUUCCAGUAUCCAGCUCCUGUGUCGAAACUGUUUCAAGCCUGUGGCCUCUGGCAGUGACAUUAAACUCAUCGACAAUAUGCACCAUGUCAAUGUCAAUCCGGCCUUCAAGAAACACUACAAAGUGGGAGAGCAGUCGAGGCUACAAAAGAGGUUUGAGGACUGGGAGCCUGGGCAGAUUAUCAGCUGCAAUAACGGCAAAUGCAACGAGAAAUGGGGAUUUGAGAUGAAGUACAAGGACAUCGCCCUGCUGCCCAAUCUGGCCAUUAAGCAUUUGUUCCUGCAGACGCCUGAUGGCAGGGUGACUAAGAAGAAUUGGAAGGAUGUCCCUUUCACUUUGGACAACUUCAACUUUGAAGAAUACUGUCAAGAAAACUUCCCUGACCUCUUCGACUGAGGAACCAACCACAGAGCUCUGUGUGUUUUAUUUAUCACUGUACGUCAGUUUUAAUCUUUAUUUUUAUUCCAGUCUGUGUGUGUUUGCGAGUCGGAACUCUUUUAGAGAAACCAAUACUGUGCAGUUUGAGAUUCUUCAUACAUGAACACAAACUACUAUUAAAUAUGCUCCACACGUGCUUGCACUUAUUUAUGCUGCGGGGCCAAUGAGGCAGCAGCAUUUUGCUAAAGCCCAUUACACAGAAACAAAAGCACAACAUGAAGUCAACAGUAAGACGAAGCUUAACCAUCACCACGGCUUGACGUGUUGUCAUGAAGACGAUUUAUCAUGAACGCUCUUUUAUUUUCUUUUAAAUGCUUUUAAUUGGAUUUUUUUUUUUUUUAAAGUACAUUUACUUUUUUACUGUAUUUAAGUACGUUUUUCAUGUAUCUGUACUUAAUUGAGUUGAUUUAUCUUUGGGUACUUUACACAUUUACUCCUCUACAUAUAUCAGCAAUUAUUUCUACUCGGUUACAUUUUUACAAUGUGUUGUGUUAUAUGUAACAUUGUUUUUUUUUUUUAUAUUUUCUAAAAGUAAUCAAAAUAACAAGAGGGGGAUUAAUGUUCUAUCCUGCAUCACUGGUGCAGAAAACAACACCUGAAAUGGAUUGAGAGGAAGUCACUGCAGAGACUUAGCCAUAAUGAUGCAUUAGACCUUUGUAUUAGACCAGUGGUUCUCAACCUUUUUUCAGUGACGUACCCCCUUUGAAAAAAAAUUUCAGCCGAGUACCCCCUAAACAGCGCAAAGCAUUUUUGGUUGAUAGAAAGAUGUAGAGAAGAAAGAGUUUUUCCUGAUAAGUGACAGGUAGCUUGCUUCCGUUUGCUUCGAGGAGGCUUUUCGCAUCGUGUCUUGAGAUGACCUGAAUUCAGAAGGUUUCCUCUUAAAAAAACUCAGGUGGCUUCCCAACAUGACUUUCAUGUUUUGUCUGGAGAUGCCGCUGAAGAUGUGCUGGCUUCAUGCCACUGUUGGCUAAUCUUUCCCCACAGAAAAAACACAAAGUGUAAAUAACCCAAUCUAUGUUAUUGUUAAUACUGUUGAAGUGUCUUUCUGUUAUUUUAUUGUGAAAUAUUUACUCGCUUUAAGGUCAGACAAUUUCAUUUCCGUUUUUGUAUUACAUGCUUUUAUUUUGAAAGUAUUCCGGUAGAGACGCGGACUUCCUGUUAUGAAUGUGUAACUUCACAACGGAAAGGUUUGAUGUUUUAGCGACCCUCAGAAGAGGCACGAGCUCUUAUGGUGUUAUUUAGGGAAGUUUCAAAUAAACCUGGAAACGUCA
This is a messenger RNA of Hippoglossus stenolepis (Pacific halibut), 3525 nucleotides long. RefSeq names its product probable ATP-dependent RNA helicase DHX58. The transcript has 12 exons. Gene Ontology annotation, cellular component: cytoplasm. Gene Ontology annotation, biological process: positive regulation of interferon-beta production; innate immune response; response to virus. The record is from RefSeq and is a predicted model, not a curated record. Gene Ontology annotation, molecular function: DNA binding; ATP binding; zinc ion binding. Lineage: Eukaryota; Metazoa; Chordata; Actinopteri; Pleuronectiformes; Pleuronectidae.